GAAAAGAAAGUGCCAUCUGUCGAGGAUGUCGACAGCACAAAAGCCAUUUUGACCCUGUUGCUUUACAUCGCUCAUCCUUCAUUACAAUUCCUCUCUCUCUCUCGGUCUCUCCUGUGGUUCUUUGAUCUACAAUUACGAGCUAUUAUUCUGAAACAGAGGUGUUAAGUUGAUUGAAGAGUGUGUAUAAGGGAAAUUUUUGUUGUAUUUAUUAUAGAGAAUGGCGUGUAGGGGAUUCUGGGAGUGCCUGUUGAAGCUUUUGAAUUUCUUGCUAAUUCUUGUGGGUUUGGCGAUGAUUGGGUAUGGUGUAUACCUCUUUGUGGGGUAUAAGAAUGCUGCUUCAACUGAUGAUGAUGUCCCAAUUUCCCCAACAAGUGAGCAGUUUGUACAGCUUGGUCGGCCUAUGCUAUUAGGAGUGUCUUUGGCUGAUAACAUUUUUGACAAACUCCCCAAGGCAUGGUUUAUUUAUCUUUUCACCGGAAUUGGUGCAGUUAUUCUCUUCAUUGCUUGUUGUGGUUGCAUUGGAACAGCUACACGGAAUGGCUGCUGCCUCACUUGUUAUUCAGUACUGGUGAUCCUGUUGAUUUUGGUAGAGCUGGGAUUGGCUGCUUUUAUCUUUUUCGACAAAAGCUGGAAAGAGGAAAUUCCAAAUGACAAAACUGGAAAUUUUGAUAUGAUGUAUGAAUUUCUGGAGAAACACUGGAAAAUUAUCAAAUGGGUUGCUCUUGGAGCUGUCAUACUAGAGGCCGUUAUAUUUUUGUUGGCACUUAUCGUAAGGGCUGCAAAUCGACCAGCAGACUAUGAUAGUGAUGAAGAAUAUAUAGGUGGUCCCAGGCAACAGAUCCGGCAGCCUUUGAUAAAUAGACAACCUGUUCCAGCCACGGGUGUUCCUGUUGCUGGCACCCUCGAUCAGCGUCCAAGUAGGAAUGAUGCUUGGAGUACACGUAUGAGGGAAAAGUACGGGCUGGACACGUCGGAAUUUACAUACAACCCUAAUGAGUCAAACAGGUACCCGCAAGCUGCUACACAACCACAGGAGGAAAGAAGUCGCUGCAUUAUAAUGUGAUUGUCUCUUUGGUUUUGCACAAACUGAAAUUGUACUUCUGAAUCUGCUUGUAAUUGACUGGUCUGAGGUCUUUGUAUCUUGAAAGAGUAUUUAAUUGUGUAUUUUCUGGUCAAAAUCCCCCGUCAGUAUUGCCUCUUGAUCUGUCGUAUCUAAAUUGAAGUAGAGAGAUUUUCUCUUUCGUGUGAUUGUUUCUUUAUGCUGUUGCCAGUUAUUUUGUUGUUGGCAUACU
This is a messenger RNA of Sesamum indicum (sesame), 1292 nucleotides long. RefSeq names its product tobamovirus multiplication 2A (gene TOM2A). The record is from RefSeq and is a predicted model, not a curated record. NCBI's taxonomy places the organism in Eukaryota, Viridiplantae, Streptophyta, Magnoliopsida, Lamiales, Pedaliaceae. Gene Ontology annotation, cellular component: membrane.